Messenger RNA from Pseudozyma flocculosa PF-1, 453 nucleotides. RefSeq lists its product as uncharacterized. The record is from RefSeq and is a predicted model, not a curated record. Gene Ontology annotation, molecular function: single-stranded DNA binding. Lineage: Eukaryota; Fungi; Basidiomycota; Ustilaginomycetes; Ustilaginales; Ustilaginaceae. The coding region runs from base 1 to 453 and encodes 150 amino acids. The transcript has 5 exons.
AUGAUCGGAUCCACCUCUCUGCGCUCCUCCGUCUUUGGCGGCGUCCGCGCUGCCGUCAACAGCCGCGCGCUGUCCACCUCGGCCGUCCGAAACGACCUGGCGCGGAUGCAGGUCCUCGGCCGCCUCGCCGCCGACCCCGAGGUCCGCAGCACGAAGAACGGAAAGGACUAUGUCCGAUACACUGUCGCCACCACCGACCCGCCGGCUGGCCCGCCCGCGGAGAACGGCGAGCCGGCUCAGCAGACGACGAGCUACCACCGCUUCUACGUCUUUGGCGACCGCGGCGUCGAGCGCAUGAAGUCGAUCAAGAAGGGCUACCGCGUUCUGGUCGAUGCCGAGUUCCGGAUCGAGAGGACCCCGUCGCCGGAUGGCCAGAGCCCCGCGCGGGACAACCUCCUCGCCCUGCACCGCGGCAUCCAGGUCAUCUCGAAGCCGAGGGAGGCCUCCGAGUAA